This is a messenger RNA of Mizuhopecten yessoensis (Yesso scallop), 1233 nucleotides long. RefSeq lists its product as uncharacterized. The transcript has a single exon. The record is from RefSeq and is a predicted model, not a curated record. The coding region runs from base 1 to 1233 and encodes 410 amino acids. NCBI's taxonomy places the organism in Eukaryota, Metazoa, Mollusca, Bivalvia, Pectinida, Pectinidae.
AUGUAUCAGAGGAGUGAGAUCAACACAGGAGUUUACCAGAGGAGGGAAAUCAACACAGGAGUUUACCAGAGGAGGGAAAUCAACACAGGAGUUUACCACAGGAGGGAAAUCAACACAGAAAUUUACCAGAGGAAGGAUAUCAACACAGGAGUUUACCAGAGGAGAGAGAUCAACACAGGUGUUUACCAGAUGAGGGAAAUCAACACAGGAGUUUACCAGAGGAGGGAAAUCAACACAGGAGUUUACCAGAGGACAGAGAUCAACACAGGAGUUUAUCAGCAGAGGGAGAUCAACACAGGAGUUUACCACAGGAGGGACAUCAACACAGGAGUUUACCACAGGAGGGAGAUCAACACAGGAGUUUACCACAGGAGGGAGAUCAACACAGGAGUUUACCAGCAGAGGGAGAUCAACACAGGAGUUUACCACAGGAGGGAGAUCAACACAGGAGUUUACCACAGGAGGGAUAUCAACACAGGUGUUUACCAGAGGAGGGAGAUCAACACAGGAGUUAACCAGAGGAGGGAUAUCAACACAGGAGUUUACCACAGGAGGGAGAUCAACACAGGAGUUUACCAUAGGAGGGAGAUCAACACAGGAGUUUACCACAGGAAGGAAAUCAACACAGGAGUUUACCAGAGGAGGGAAAUCAACACAGGAGUUUACCAGAGGACAGAGAUCAACACAGGAGUUUACCAGCAGAGGGGGAUCAACACAGGAGUUUACCACAGGAGGGAGAUCAACACAGGAGUCGAUCAGAGGAGGUACAUCAACACAGGAGCUUACGAGAGGAGGGAAAUCAACACCGGAGUUUACCAGAGGACGGAGAUCAACACAGGAGUUUCCCAGAGGACAGAGAUCAACUCAGGAGUUUACCAGCAGAGGGGGAUCAACCCAGGAGUUUACCACAGGAGGGCGAUCAACACAGGAGUUUACCACAGGAAGGAAAUCAACACAGGAGCUUACGAGAGGAGGGAAAUCAACACAGGAGUUUACCAGCGGAGGGAGAUCAACACAGGAGUUUACCAGAGGAGGGAUAUCAACACAGGAGUUUACCAGAGGUGGGAGAUCAACAUAGGAUUUAACCAGAGGAGGGAGAUCAACACAGGAGUUUACCAGAGGAGGGAGAUCAACACAGGAGUCGAUCAGAGGAGGUACAUCAACACAGGAGUUUACCAGAGGAGAGAGAUCAAUUGGAAAUCAACAAUAAAAAAGGAGUUAACAGAAGUCUAA